GCGCGCUUGUUGUCUCUGAAGGCAUCAUGGCGGCGCCCUGUGCUCAUGUGUACGCUAAACUACACACGGCGUAAUAACCUCACGUGUGUGACCCUGUUUUCAGAUAUUGGGGUUUUAUUUUUUUUGGGGGGGGGAAACAGUUAGAAAUCAUGGCUCUGCGCCUGUGCGAGUCGUUUCUGUGCAGGAUUUUGCGCUUUUCCGUGGAAUCUGCGUCACUGCGUCUGAGCACAGCUCAUCGUGGCGGUGCAGUGAGGAACGCUGCGUUUCGCUUUCUUCCCUUCCGUUACGUCUCCACCGAGGCUUUUCUGGACAGACUGCUGAAAGAACGGAUGCUAGGCUCUGCAGAGAAUCCUGCAGACUCCCCGGCUCAUGCUGCAGUUCCCCCGGAUAAAGUUGAGCAUUUUUCCCUGAUGCUGAAAGUUCCAGAUCAACCAGAAGAUGCAAAGGUUUUAAGAGUGGCUAUAAUCGGUGCUCCAAAUUCAGGGAAAUCAACACUGACUAAUCAGCUCCUGGGCAAAAAGCUGUUUGCAGCCUCCCAAAAAGUGCACACUACGAGGUCCCGUGCACUCGGGGUGAUCACGGAGGACAAUACUCAGAUUAUUCUGCUGGAUACACCUGGUCUCACUACACCAUCGAAAGCUAAAAGGCAUCAGCUAGAAAAGACUUUUCUUGUGGAUCCACUGAAAUCAUUACGACAAGCCGAUCUAGUGGUGGUGUUGGUGGAUGUCUCCGACAAGUACUCGCGUAGGUUGGACUUUGAGGUGCUGAAGUGUCUGGCUUUGAACGCCGGUAUUCCUGCUGUCCUCGUCCUCAAUAAGGUGGACCUUCUGAAGGGCAAACCCUUGCUGCUAGACAUUACCGCUGAGCUGACCGAGGGAGUAGUGAAUGGCAAGAGGCUAAAAGUCCGCAGCUUAGUGAAACCGCUCCAGAAAGACACAUCGGAGAAGCAAUUGGAAAAGACUUCAGGUCUGCCGAACAAAGAAAUGCAAAAUCCAGGCAAUCAGCUUCUAACAGGCCUGAGUGGAGAGCAGCUGAGGGCCCUGAAGAGCCGUAAAGGUUGGUCACACUUCAAGGACGUGUUCAUGAUGUGUGCUACAGAUGGCGAGGACGUUCAGACACUGAAGAGUUAUCUGAUGGCAGAGGCGAAGCCAGGACCGUGGCAGUACCACAGUGCGGUUCUCACAGAUCAGAGCCCGGAGGACAUCUGUACCAACGCAAUCCGAGAGAAAUUGCUGGAAUAUCUGCCUCAGGAGGUGCCUUACACAGUAACUCAGCACAUUGAACUCUGGAGGGAAACGGCCGACAACAAAUUGGACAUAGCUGUCAAACUGCAUGUGAGAAAGGACAGCCAUAUGAAAAUGGUGAUUGGUCCUGGGGGACAGCUGAUCGCUCGAAUAGCUCGGGAAGCAGGACUGGACCUCACAAACGCUUUCAUGUGUGAAGUGCGGCUGAAAAUAUCUGCUACGCUGAAGAACUGAAGUGGUUCAAAUUCUGCACUGCAAUUUAUUAAAAAAAAAUUGGCGAAUUUGCUGUACGAUCUGCAAACGCUCCAGAGUAAAGUCCAGACUUCAACGACGACGAUUAUUUGAGGCUUCAGUUUGUAUCGUGGACAACAUGUGAACUGUCUUAUCUCUCAGCCAGCUUUGUGUUUAACAGUCACAUUUGGGACAGAGGCUGCUUAUGAACUUGAGCUGCCCAUGCAGUGUCCUAGGACUUUUUAGCCCCGAGUCUAUUUAUUAUUAGUAAGGUCUUUAUUCAGAAUCUCAUUUUAGCAGCAGGAUACAUCAUGAAUAAAUCAGCAUUGUUCCAGAACGGCUGAAAAUGUGUCCCGGUCGGAAUUGCUGAUGAGGUUCAAGCAGAGUUGAAGUUUUGCCUCUAAUGGGCUCUCUUUCUUUGCCAAGCUGCUCAGACCUGUUUUUGACCCCCGAUUCUCAUUCAGCCAAAUCGGAGACAAGUUUUUCUAUCAUUCAAGAUAUUUUUUUUUAUAGUCAUACUAAUUCUAACUGCCCUUGUUAGGUUAUAUAAUGAAACUGUAAUAGGGAGGGUCACGAUCAUAUUUGAAGGCGUCUUCAGUAAACAUGUCUAUGGCUGAAUUCCAGGGUCACAAAAAAAUGACGUAUUCAGGAAUAAAAAAAAAUUAAUUAAUUUUUGUACAAUACGAAAUGCUUUAUGCAAAUGAUAAAUAAAUUGGAAUGAAACACCACCUCA
Silurus meridionalis is the source of this 2208-nucleotide messenger RNA. RefSeq names its product Era-like 12S mitochondrial rRNA chaperone 1 (gene eral1). The record is from RefSeq and is a predicted model, not a curated record. Gene Ontology annotation, cellular component: mitochondrial matrix. NCBI's taxonomy places the organism in Eukaryota, Metazoa, Chordata, Actinopteri, Siluriformes, Siluridae. Gene Ontology annotation, biological process: ribosomal small subunit assembly. Gene Ontology annotation, molecular function: rRNA binding; ribosomal small subunit binding; GTP binding.